AUGACGAGAAGCGACGACUCCUCGCUAGAGGGGAGCAACGACGAAAGGGCCAGGGGUCUGAAGGGAAGCAGACACAAAAGAAAGAGAAGCGCAGAGACGUCGUCCAGCAGCGACCGCUCGGACGCCAGCAGCAGUGACCGGAGUGAGGAAAGCUCGGAAGACAGUUCGUCCUCGGCUGACGACGCGCGGGCAGCCAAACGUCGAAAGAAGGAGAAGAAAGAGAAGAAGAAGGAGAAGAAGGGAAAGAAGGAGAAAAAGCGAAAGAAGGAGAAAAAGAAAAAGAAGGUCAAGGGGAAGAAGCCGAAGAAGGAAAAGGACUUUUAUACUGUCCCGUCCUCUCUCCACGCCUCGAACGGCCGCUGUCUGGGGCGCGUUUUCUUGUGCGCCGCAGGUUCUGGUUGCGUCACGAAUCAGUACGGCAAGUACGGCAUUCUUCAAGAGAGCGACAUGUGGAAGAAGAGAGCCGAGUUUUCCUUGUGGCUGAUGGAAGUGAAGGACAAGAACCUCGAGGAACUGUCAGGAUGGGAAGAGCGUGAAAUGUUCAAGGACUUCAUGGAGGAUUUCAACACUGCCACGUUGCCGAGCAAGAAGUACUACAACUUGGAACUCUUCGAGGCGAAGCAGAGAAUGAAGAAAACGAACCUACAAGAGACGAGGGAACUCACAGACUUCAACGAUGAGGCCCGAAGGAAGCAAGAAAUCAAGAACAUGAUUGACCAGCGAAGGAAGUUGGAGGCCGAAGCACAACUCCGCUCUAUGCGCGAGGAUCGUGAGAAGGUCGACGACAUGCGGCAACAGAAACUUCUCAAGUCGAAGGUGGAGACGCUGUAUCGAAUGGGGGCGAAUGCGGAGGCGAAGAAGCUUGCAGACCUCAUCAACCCGGAGAAAUGA
Messenger RNA from Neospora caninum, 891 nucleotides. RefSeq lists its product as hypothetical. Bases 1 to 891 code for a protein of 296 amino acids. The transcript is spliced from 7 exons. The record is from RefSeq and is a predicted model, not a curated record. Lineage: Eukaryota; Apicomplexa; Conoidasida; Eucoccidiorida; Sarcocystidae.